Messenger RNA from Lycium barbarum (goji berry), 966 nucleotides. RefSeq lists its product as uncharacterized. The record is from RefSeq and is a predicted model, not a curated record. The transcript is spliced from 3 exons. Bases 1 to 444 code for a protein of 147 amino acids. NCBI's taxonomy places the organism in Eukaryota, Viridiplantae, Streptophyta, Magnoliopsida, Solanales, Solanaceae.
AUGUUGAGAAUGAUGCUCCCAGUUGUUGAAGGUGUUAAUAUACUCGUUUGCAAGAUCCAAAGUGUUGAUUAUUUUCCAUGUGGCCGGACAUUUUCGGAGGAUCUAAACUCCUCAAAGAAGCUUGGUUCAUCAUCAGUGCCUUCCUGGAAUCUCCAUGCUUUCCCAUAUUUCUUCCACCGUCAAUCUAGCAGAUGUUGUUUUACUGUCAUCUCCUUUAUUUCCGAUCCAAAGUAUGCUACUAGUAUCCGUUGCAGGUGUACCAUGGAAGAUAUGAGAAGAAUCAGAGACAUAAUAAGGGCGAAAGAGUUCAUCCAUUGUUUCAGAAGGCACACCAUCGACGAUUUAAGAAGAAUCAUGUACAAAAAGUAUAGAACAAUUCAACCACUUUUUAGGAAAAGAAAAAAGGAAGUGGAAAGCAUCAAUAUGUGCUAUGAAAGGUUUUAAGGACAGCCGGAGCAAGAAUGCCCCCCAUUCAAUUCUCAAGAAUACAAGGCUUCAAGUAGCUAGCAGUGAAAGUGGAGCCGUAGUGAAACAUAGUAAAAAUUCAGAGUUGACAUUGGCACAAGAAAUAGGGGGAAAGUUUUGCCUGGAGAGUCUUGUUAUGCAUUCUCUGAGAGAAUGGAUCAACUCUUUCUCACUUUUUAUAUCUGAGAUUCUUCUCAUAUAUGCUAAUGGUAAACCUGCAAUGGAUAGCAUACUCUGGUUGAGAAAAAGAAGAGUUGAUGGUGAAACAACAUUUGCUAGACUGACAAUUGAAGAAAUGUGGGAAAAUAUUUGCCUGAAGAUUCUUGGAAGGCACUGAUGAUGAACCAUGCUUCUUUGAGGAGUUUGCGUCGGUUGAUAAUGUCCUGCAACAUGUGAAAUUAUCAGCACUUUGGGUCUCAUAUGCAUGUAUAUUAACGACUUCAACAACUGGAUCAUCAUUAUCAACAUUCCUAGUAUCAAAAAUCAAUGCUUGCUGCAGGA